Molecule: messenger RNA, 922 nt
Organism: Caenorhabditis angaria
Lineage: Eukaryota; Metazoa; Nematoda; Chromadorea; Rhabditida; Rhabditidae
Source: the annotation of a GenBank genome assembly
AUGAUCAAAUUGCCACAUCGGGUAUUAGUAAGGUUCCAUGGGCCAGACACGUAUAGUUUUCUUCAAGGACUCAUAACCAAUGAUAUUAAGUGAGUAUUUUUGUUUUAACAAUAUAGAUGUUUGAUGAAACAAUUAAAUUACAGUUUGCUCAAAUCAGCUAACGGAGUUUCUGCUUUUUUGCUCAAUACAAAAGGAAGGAUUGUCGAGGAUGUUUUACUUUGGAAUCGAGGAACAGAUGAUAUAUUUUUAGAAUGUUCAAAGAACAACAAAACAAACAUUAUUAAAGAAAUAAUGAAAUAUCGAUUGAGAAAAAAAGUUGAAAUCGAAGAAUCAUCGGAUUCAGUUGGAUUUUUAGAAUCAAACAAAGAAAACUUUAUUGAUCCAAGAUUUUCCAAGUUUGGUUCACGCGUUUUCGGUCAAAAUCUGGAAUGGGAGGAUAAUUCAGAAAAGUACAACAAUUUAAGAAGAAAAAUUGGAUUGGCUGAAGGAGCGAAUGAAUUAGAAGGUUUAUUACCAUUUCAGGCAAAUGGCGACUUUUUGAAUAUGGUUUCACUUGAUAAAGGUUGUUAUAUUGGACAAGAAUUAACAGCAAGAACAGCUCAUACUGGUGUUAUUCGUCGACGAAUCAUUCCAUUUAAAAAUGAUGGAUUAAUUGAACUCGAUUCUGAUAUUUUAGAUGAAAAGAAAAAUAAAGUUGGAAAGGUAUGUUUUCUGAAAUUAGAAUUGAUUUUAUUAUACAUAUAUUUUUUUAAAGAUAAUUUCGAGUGAUAAAACCAACAGUCUUGGCAUUUUGCAACUUUCUGCUUUUGGAAAAUCGCUAACGUCUUCAAAUGGAAUUGUUCUUGUGGCAUCGAAACCAGAAUGGAUGCCAGAUAAAAUUAUAAAUAAUAAUGAUAGUAAUACUAAAAAGAAUUUAUCAUAG